GAAAACUUUGCCUAUAUAAGAGAAACUUCACAAGCUAUCUUUAUUGUGAGUACAAACAUAUUCAAGCAAUCAUCUAAUAUUGUCUCAUACAAAUAAUAUUAGCUUCCAUCUUCAACUUCAACUCCUUUUUGGCUGCUUCUUCUAAGGCUUCUAAAAAUGGAUGGAAAGAUGAGUUGGGCUGUUGCUGAUGCCCUUGACUAUAAGGGUGCCCCUGCAGACCGCUCGAAAACCGGUGGCUGGGUGCCUGCUGCUCUUAUUCUAGGCAUCGAAAUGUGUGAAAGGCUCUCGACGAUGGGGAUAGCAGUGAACCUUGUGACAUACCUUGUUGGAACUAUGCACUUACCUAGUUCAACCUCGGCGAAUGUUGUCACUGAUUUCAUGGGAACUUCCUUCCUCCUCUGCUUACUCGGCGGCUUUUUGGCUGAUUCCUUCCUAGGAAGAUUCAAGACUGUUGCUAUUUUUGCAGUGGUACAAGUAUUGGGGACAGCAAUGCUAGCAAUCUCAACAAAACUACCCGAGCUACGGCCACCACCAUGUGACUCAAACGAACCAUGCCAAAAAGCAACAGAAUUCCAAAUGGGAAUUUUAUACUUAGCCUUGUACUUGAUCGCCCUAGGCACGGGUGGUCUAAAAUCGAGUGUGUCCGGUUUUGGAAGUGAUCAAUUUGAUGAGAAGGACGAGAAGGAGAAGGCUCAAAUGACCGCCUUUUUUAGUAGAUUUUUCUUCUUCAUAAGCCUAGGGACUCUAAUGGCCGUGACCGUGCUCGUGUGGAUACAAGAUGAAGUAGGGAGAAGCUGGGCAUAUGGAAUUUGCUCUGUUUCAAUGGGUGUUGCAAUAGUUAUCUUUUUGGCUGGUGUUAAAAGAUAUAGGUACAAAAAGUGUAUGGGAAGCCCUAUUGUUCAUAUUUUCCAAGUUAUUUCAGCUGCUGUUAAAAAGGCUAAGUUGCAAUUGCCUUAUGAUGUGAAUUACUUGUAUGAGGAUGCUCCUGAAGGUCAAAGGGUUCCACACACUCAGCAAUUUGGGUGCUUGGACAAGGCAGCAAUAGUAGCCGAGGGGGACUUUGAGAACAUUCCCGGUGGUUCGGCCCCCAUGCCCCCCAACCCAUGGAAGCUAUGCUCGGUGACCAAAGUCGAAGAAGUAAAGAUGAUGGCACGGUUGCUACCCGUGUGGGCAACAACCAUCAUAUUUUGGACAACAUACGCACAAAUGAUCACAUUCUCGGUCGAGCAAGCCUUCACCAUGGAAAGAUCCCUAGGGAGCUUCAAAAUCCCAGCAGGCUCACUCACUGUCUUCUUUGUAGCAGCCAUUCUACUCAGUUUAGCAGUAUAUGACCGUGUCAUUGUGCCAUUUUGGAAAAAAUGGAAAGGCAAAGCAGGUUUCAGCAGUUUGCAAAGAAUAACAAUAGGGCUAGUCCUCUCAACACUAGGAAUGGCAGCCGCGGCAUUGGCAGAAAGAAAGAGAUUAUCAGUAGCUAUAGCAGUAGGAAGAGAUGCACAAUCACUUCCUAUAAGUGUUUACUUCUUAAUCCCACAAUUCUUCCUAGUUGGUGCAGGGGAAGCCUUCAUCUACACCGGACAACUCGAUUUCUUCAUCACUCAAGCACCUAAAAGCAUGAAAACUAUGAGCACUGGCUUGUUCCUUACCACUCUUUCCCUCGGGUUCUUCCUUAGCAGCUUCCUAGUAUCGGUCAUUAAGGGUGUUACCACUACGCGCACUAGUGAAGGAUGGCUAGCCGAUGACAUCAACUAUGGAAGGCUUGAUUACUUCUAUUGGUUGUUGACUCUCCUAAGUUUGGUUAACUUUGGUGCAUUUAUGAUUUGUGCUAUAUGGUUUAAGCCUCCAUCUAAAAAGAAUAACUCGAUUAGGGUAUCGAAUGCUAAUGGAUCAUAUGGUUCUGAGGAAAGGUGCUAGGAGAACAAGGAAAACAAAUAUGCAAGUUUAAUUUCAGGGGAAUUUGCUGAAAAUUUGCAUUGGGUGUAUUUUUAUGUGAUACUUUGGAGUUAAAUUUUUUGAAAGCUAAUGCUUUACCUCCAAAUUUAAUUAUCCUUUAUGUAUAGUUUAAUGUAAAAUUAUUGAAUCAAAUGGUGUGUUUUAAGCUUGGUUCUUAACUUUCUAAAUCAUACUUGUCAAUUGUGGCUUUUUUCUUCCACUAAUACAAAGGUACCUAUCCAUUUCAAUCA
Molecule: messenger RNA, 2180 nt
Organism: Chenopodium quinoa (quinoa)
Lineage: Eukaryota; Viridiplantae; Streptophyta; Magnoliopsida; Caryophyllales; Amaranthaceae
Product: protein NRT1/ PTR FAMILY 6.2-like
Exons: 6
Coding region: 157-1911 (584 amino acids)
Biological process (GO): transmembrane transport; oligopeptide transport
Cellular component (GO): membrane
Molecular function (GO): transmembrane transporter activity
Source: RefSeq, a predicted model, not a curated record